AUGGGUGGUGUUUUUACCUGGGAUUACUACUCACUCAUCAAUGAACUAACUCAAGGCAUGGAACACACUAAGCAGCUUAGAACUUACCUGAGCUCUGUAGCUUCCACUUCUGAAGCGUUUCCGAAUUUGCUUCUGCAGAAGAUUCUUUCUUCUUUUGAGCAAUCUCUGUUAAUUCUCAAAUGGACUGGCUCACCAGUCCAAUCCCUUCCGGCAGCUGGUGCAAUCGAAUUAAUGGUAUCUGGUGAUGGAAAUCCUAGGAGUGAUGACAAGAAAAGGAGUUUCGAAGAUCAUCAGAAGCUCAUACAUAUUUCAAAAAGAAGAAAAUCACAAGAAAGACGCAGAAUUGUGAGUGGAGUUGAAAGUGCUCUGGAUGAUGGAUAUUGCUGGAGAAAGUACGGACAGAAAGACAUUCCUGGAGCUAACUUUCCAAGAGGCUACUACAGAUGUAAGUCUCGUUUCAUUGAAAACUGUUGGGCAACAAAACAAAUGCAAAGGUCUGAUGUUGAUCCUACUGUAGUUGAGAUCACAUACAUAGGCUACCAUACUUGUCAGUGUCACCAAAUUACUAACUCUACACUACAAGCAACAUCACCAGAGAAACAAGCCAACCAUCACAGCCUGAUAGAUGGUGACUAUUCACCAUAUUUUGUCAGUGGUGAGGGUGGAUUUGAUUCAUUUGAAGGUCCUAUAGAUGGUGGAUAUAGCUGGAGAAAGUACGGACAGAAAGAUAUUCUUGGAGCUAAAUAUCCCAGAAGCUACUACAUAUGCACAUAUCUCAACAUACAAAAUUGUAGAGCAACAAAAGAAGUGCAAAUGUCAGAUGAUGAUCCUACUACAUUGAAUAUCAUAUACAAAGGCUCCCAUCUUGUCACCUAGCUACUAAUACUGCACUACAAGCAACAUCACAAAAGAAAGAAGCCAGCCAUCACAGCCUGAUAGUAGGUGGAUAUUCAGCAUCGUUUGUCUCUCCUACAACCCCUGAAUCAAACUACUUCCCAGUCUCUAGCUGCCAGAUGAAUAGUCUUGGAAUAGUUCACAACUUAGACCAUUCAGAAUCAUACCUCAGUGAUAUUGG
This is a messenger RNA of Solanum dulcamara, 1075 nucleotides long. Its product is annotated as probable WRKY transcription factor 53. The transcript is spliced from 4 exons. Gene Ontology annotation, biological process: regulation of DNA-templated transcription. Bases 1 to 876 code for a protein of 291 amino acids. The record is from RefSeq and is a predicted model, not a curated record. Gene Ontology annotation, molecular function: transcription cis-regulatory region binding; DNA-binding transcription factor activity. Gene Ontology annotation, cellular component: nucleus. NCBI's taxonomy places the organism in Eukaryota, Viridiplantae, Streptophyta, Magnoliopsida, Solanales, Solanaceae.